Messenger RNA from Argentina anserina (silverweed cinquefoil), 2628 nucleotides. Its product is annotated as probable receptor-like protein kinase At2g23200. The record is from RefSeq and is a predicted model, not a curated record. Gene Ontology annotation, molecular function: ATP binding; protein kinase activity. Lineage: Eukaryota; Viridiplantae; Streptophyta; Magnoliopsida; Rosales; Rosaceae. The transcript has a single exon. Bases 55 to 2451 code for a protein of 798 amino acids. Gene Ontology annotation, biological process: protein phosphorylation.
CAUUCCCAAAUGGACAGUGCUUCUGCUAAGAACUAGCAAAAUUCAUCAUUGGUCAUGGAAAUCCUUGAUCUUCUUUUGUUAUCUCAGCUUGUUCUUCUCCUUCAGUACUCAUCCCUUCACUCUCUCUCUUUAGCUUAUGAACUCCAAGAGAAGUACUUUGUCAAUUGUGGAUCAGAUGAUAAUGUGGAUCUCAAUGAUCGGAAUUUCAUUGGGGAUUUGAAGCCUGAUUCCUUCUCUUUCUCAAAGGGAAGUGAGACUAUUAAAGACGCCAACCUGACAUUAUCGAGUCUCUACCAGACAGCAAGAGUUUCCAGUCGCCAAUCCUACUACAAAUUCGAGAUCACUGAUACCGGUACUUAUCUGGUACGCCUGCAUUUCUUUCCAAUUUCUUCACCCUCAAGUAAUCUCUCUACCGGAAUUUUUCAUGUUUCGGAUUCCAAAUUCAGACUGUUGAACAAUUUCACAGCCAAGAUUAAUAGUAGUACAACCUCUGCUAUAAUUAAGGAAUUCUUUCUUGGAAUAAAUAGUACCGACUCAUUUAAGCUAUAUUUUACACCUCAAGCCUCGUCUUUUGCUUUUGUAAAUGCCAUCGAACUAUUCCUUGCACCUUCAAAUUUCACCCCUGAGAAUCACAACAGUAAUCUACCUUUACACACAACUUACCGAGUGAAUGUUGGAGGCCCAGAGCUCUCACCAAAUAAUGACACACUGUGGAGAAACUGGGAGACUGAUGAUAUUUAUCUGUCUGAUCCAAACUCUGCAAAGAACUCUAACAAAAGUACCAUUACUUAUGCUCCAAACGAUCAAGCUGAUCGUGAUUUUAUUGCAUCAACUAAAUUUAUCGCCCCGGAUUUGGUUUACAAGACAGCUAAAGUGAUGAACAGCGCAGCCAAUUCUUCCAACAUAACAUGGUCUUUUAGUGUGAGCAGAAAUGCUAGGCACAUUGUCCGUGCGCACUUCUGUGACAUUAUUUCUACAACCGCCGGUGAAAUAGUGUUUAACUUGUCUUCGAAUGGCAACUUCCGUAAGGAGAUAGUCGAACUGGAGUCACGUUUCCAUCGUUUGCUGUCUAAUCCUUUCUACUAUGAUUUUGUGGUGAAUGCUAGUGAGUCUGAAGUAGUUAACAUCAGUAUAGCUCCUAAUUUUACCAUAGAUAUACCAAAUGCCUUUCUAAAUGGGCUGGAAAUAUUGCAAAUAAUGGAGGGAACAGCUGUGAUUUAUGAUUUGGAAGAAUCCAAGAAGGUAAAUGUGGCUAUUGUGGUUGGUUCAGUUCUUGGAGGAGGCCUGUUUCUCAUCUGUAUUUUCCUCAUUGGAUUCUUGUUUUGUUUGAGACAUAGAAAGGCGAAGAAAAACAGAGGAGGAAUCUCCCACAACCUUGGGUUGAAGAUAUCUUUUGUCGAAAUUAAGUCUGCAACAGACGACUUUGACCCCAAAAUGCAGAUAGGUGUGGGUGGUUUUGGACAUGUUUAUAGAGGAACUCUCUCUGAUGGCACCAAAGUGGCUGUGAAGCGUUGUAAGCAAGUGGAGCAGCGAUCAGGCCAAGGACUUCCAGAAUUUGAAACAGAAAUCAUAGUGUUGUCGAAAAUCCACCACCGGCAUCUUGUCUCCUUAAUUGGUUACUGUGAUGAAGGGUCUGAGAUGAUACUAGUGUAUGAGUUCAUGGAAAAAGGGACCUUGGAAGAUCAUUUGUAUGACUCGAAUGUGCCUCGCUUGUCGUGGAAGCAAAGACUAGAAAUUUGCAUAGGAGCAGCAAGUGGACUUGAUUAUCUCCACAGAGGUGCGGCAGGGGGCAUCAUCCACCGUGAUGUGAAGUCCACCAACAUAUUGCUGGAUGAGAACCUUGUGGCUAAAGUCGCUGACUUCGGGCUUUCAAAGUCUGGCCCUCUUGAAGAAAAUUUUGUCAGCACGGCUGUCAAAGGCACCAUCGGUUACCUUGAUCCAGAGUACUAUAUGUCUGGAAUGUUGACAGAAAAAUCUGAUGUGUACUCAUUUGGUGUGGUACUACUUGAGGUGUUAUGUGGAAGACCUCCUAUUGUACAAACGGUUCCGAGAGAGCAAAUGAACUUAGCUGAAUGGGUUAUGCAUUGCAAGAAACAAGGGACGCUAGAAGAGAUCAUUGAUUCUCCAUUGAAGGGUGAGAUUGAUCCUAGCUCACUGAGACGUUUUAUUGAGACUGCAGAGAAGUGUUUGAAACCAGAUUCUUGUGAUAGGCCGACGAUGGCUGACGUGCAGUGGGAUUUGAACUAUGCAUUGAAGCUUCAUCAAACUGGAAGGCUUGGAGCACCCCAUGAGGAUAGCACUGUUUGUUCUUCAUCAGCGUUUUCAAUACCAAAUAUUCCACAUUUCGCUUCACUUGAUUCGACAGUUAACAUUUCUGCAAUGAAGGACGACGAGAUGGAGUCUACAGAGAGCGAAAUUUUCUCCCAACUGAGAAUCGGGGAGGCCAGAUAAAAGACAUUAGUUUGUGACUUCUGAGGUAAGUUAACUUAUGCUUAAGGUUUCCUUGUGACUGGUUGGUUUUAAUCCAUAUGGAUGAUUGUAUUAUAUUGUAUUGUAUUUGCAAUCUAGUGGAGAAUAAGUUGAAGUAUAAAAGCCAAACUGCUUUUGGCCAUUAUGCAUGAUGCUCUG